Ectocarpus siliculosus is the source of this 1536-nucleotide messenger RNA. Lineage: Eukaryota; Phaeophyceae; Ectocarpales; Ectocarpaceae. The record is from the annotation of a GenBank genome assembly.
AUGGAUCGACAGCUGGAGAAGUAUGCCCGUGGACCAGGAAACUCCACCGAGAAAUUGACCGACCAAAAGCUGCGAAGCGGCCUGGAGCGGACGGAGAAGAAGUUCGAGGACGCCGCCCACAACACGGCGGUCGCGGAGCUCCUAUUGCCCGAAGAUGCGGGGUUCCUAGAAGCGGAGGGCAUGGAAGAGACCUUCAAGUUCGGCCAAGAUCAGCUAAAGGAAGCGGUGGACGUGAAUACGGCUCGGGAGAUGUUCGACCUCUCCCUGCCGGACCUCGGGCCGUACGCGAUCGACUACACCAAGAACGGACGCUUCUUGCUCUUGGGCGGCCGAAAGGGGCACCUCGCCCUCAUGGACACGCUCAGGAUGGACAUUCAGAUGGAGGUGCAGCUACGAGAGACCAUCCGAGACGUCAAGACCCUGCACAACGAGAACCUGGUAGCCGUAGCACAGAAGAAGUACGUCUACAUCUACGACAACCAGGGGGCCGAGGUGCAUUGCCUCCGGGAGCACGUGGAGCCGCGAAGGCUGGAGUUCUUGCCCUACCACUUCCUGCUUGGGAGUGUGGGACGCACAGGGUACGUCAAAUACACGGACAUCAGCACGGGGCAGCUGGUGGCGGAGAUGGGCACCAAGCUCGGGGCGUGCGACAGCCUGCGAGCAAACCCCCACAACGGUGUCCUACACGCCGGGCACCACAACGGCGUCGUCACGAUGUGGUCCCCGGCGAUGGGAAAGCCCUUGGUGCGAAUGCUGGCGCACCCGGCUCCGAUCACGUGCCUCGCUGUCGAAAAGGGCGGACACUACAUGGUCACGUCGGCGAUGGACAAGCAGACCAAGGUGUGGGAUCUCCGAACGUACAAGGAGGUUCACUCCUACUUGACCAAGACUCCCCCCACGGACAUGGACAUCUCGGAAAGAGGCCUGCUCUCGCUGGGCUUUGGGUGUCACGUCCAGGUAUGGAAAGAUGCGAUCGCCACCAAGGCAAAGGCCCCGUACAUGGAGCACGACCUGCCGUCGAGGUUGAUCCACCGGACUCGCUUCCGCCCGCUGCAGGAUGUCUUGGGAUUGGGACACACUGAAGGGUACUCCUCGAUGGUCGUGCCCGGGGCGGGGGAGCCAAACUUCGACACAUUCGAGGCGAACCCUUUCCAGACCUCCAAGCAGCGCAGGGAGUCGGAGGUCGUGUCCCUCCUCGAGAAGCUCACCCCGGAGACAAUCGGCCUCGACCCUUCCUUCGUCGGCAGGGUCGACGCCGACCCCGUCGCGCUUCAAACUGAGCAGCGAGCUAUCAUGGAGGCCGCCAAUACGAGAGGACCGAAGGUGGUCAAGGAGAAGAAGAAGAUGAGGGGCAGGAGCAAGGUGGCCAAGAAGCUCCAGAAGAAGCAGAAGAAUGUCGUGGACGUCGGGGCGAAGAAGCUGAGGGAGAAGAGGGAGGCCGAGCAGGGGAGGGAGAGAGCGAGAGAGGACACCAGGAAGAGAGAGGCGCAGGCUCGAGAGGCCCCUGCCGCCCUCGGCCGUUUCUUCAAGAAGUAG